Penaeus vannamei (Pacific white shrimp) is the source of this 3225-nucleotide messenger RNA. Its product is annotated as kynurenine/alpha-aminoadipate aminotransferase, mitochondrial. Gene Ontology annotation, molecular function: L-kynurenine:2-oxoglutarate transaminase activity; pyridoxal phosphate binding. NCBI's taxonomy places the organism in Eukaryota, Metazoa, Arthropoda, Malacostraca, Decapoda, Penaeidae. Gene Ontology annotation, biological process: biosynthetic process. The record is from RefSeq and is a predicted model, not a curated record.
AUGCGUAGUGCAAAAAGGACGACGGACGGGGUAGCUCGUCCUUAUUUUCUCCAGCUUUCUCUUAUUUCAUCUCUCUUGUCAUCCAGAAUGAACUAUUCAAGAUUUUUAACAAAAUUAUCUCAGAAUCGGCAGCCUUCUUUGAUACGUGAAUUAACGAACUUGCUAACCGAUGCAUCACCGGAGUUGGUCUUCAUGGCGGGGGGAUUGCCAAACCCUCAGAUGUUCCCCUUUCAAGCUGCUUCUAUAACCAUGAAGGACGGCCGAGCGAUUACAAUUCAUCCAAAGCUUAUGACAGACUGUCUGCAGUAUGGCCCAACAGCUGGGUAUCCACCAUUGGUUAAGAAGCUGAAGUCCUUAACAGAAAGACUCCAUGCGCCACCACGAUGGGCUGAUACGGAUCUCAUUGUCACAGCAGGGAGCCAGGAUGGUUUGUGCAAGGCACUUGAAAUGAUGAUUGAGCCGGGGGAUUUUGUUGUGACCCAAGAACCAUGCUACACCGGUACUCUAUCCAUUCUAAACCCUUUUGAACCACGUUAUGUAGCAGUGAAGUGUGAUCAUGAAGGCAUGAAUCCUAAAGCCUUAAAAGAGGCGUUGUCCCAGUGGAAACCAGAAGAAAUUAGAGAUGUCAAGACAGGAGUUCCAAAAGUACUGUACAUCAACCCAAAUGCAUGCAACCCAACUGGAGUAUCUGUAGGCGAGAAACGACGUAGGGAAAUAUAUGACAUUGCUUCGGAAUACAAUCUUAUAAUUCUUGAAGAUGAUCCAUACUACUUUGUACAGUUUGGAAACUUAAAGGACUUCCCUCCCAGUUUUCUCAGUAUGGAUACAGAAGGAAGAGUUUUAAGGUUUGAUUCCUUCUCCAAAGUACUGAGCUCAGGACUUCGACUGGGCUAUGUAACUGGGCCAAAGCCGCUUGUCGAGAGGAUUGUUUUACACAAGCAAGUUUCGAUUCUACAUGCAUCUUCCAUGUCACAGGUGCUAAUUAGUGAGCUUUUUGAAAUGUGGGGAGAGGAUGGGUUCCUGAAACAUACAGAAGCAGUUCAAGAGUUUUACUUGAAGCAGAGAGAAGCCAUGUUGGAAGCAGCAGAAAAACACCUUACAGGUCUAUGUGAAUGGGCUGUUCCAACAGGUGGAAUGUUCCUCUGGCUCAAGGUACCUGGUGUGAGUGAAACAUGGGAAAUGAUCCUGAAUAGAGCUUUGAAAAAGGAUGUUAUUCUUGUACCCGGCAGGGCAUUCAUGUGUGAUCCUACCACACCUUGUUCAUAUAUGAGAGCUGCAUUUUCCAUUGUCACUCCAGAGAAGAUGGAGAAGGGUCUAAAGAAUUUGUCUGACUUGAUACGAGAAGAACUCGAACUUCAGAAAGCUUAAGUGAAAGAUUUCAACUUCAAGACCAAGUUGAACUCUUAUUCAGAGGAUGGUGUUCUGUCAAACAAUGAGUACAGAUUUUGCAUUGUCUUAUAAUUUAGAUUCUUGUUUUAUAAAUAAAGAACAAAAGGAAAUUUCUGCCAUUGCUUACUGCAUAAUCAUUCUUGAUGUUGACAUUUGUAUGAAAUAUGUAACCAUCAAAAUAAGUAUUGAGCAGUUCUUUGUGAAUGUUGUAAAUUGAUAAUUGUUUAUAAUCAUCUUCAGUAAAUCUGUCUUUACAGUACUAAAGUCCAAGUGCUAAGUGUGAUUCUUGAAAUCUUAAUGUGGUGUUGCUAUAGAAUAUCAUAUCCUUGCAUACAUUUAAAGGUAAGAUGAUCAGAAUAUGUUUUAUUUUAGAUACUUGAUAUUUAUUGUGUUAUAAAUGUAGAUAUGAAACAAUGAAGAACAAGGAGAAAAAAGGAUUAAGAAUAGCAUUAGAAGCAGAUGCAGGAGUAGUAGUAGCAUUACUAUUAGUAGUAUUGGUAGUAUUAUUAGUAGUAGUGAUAGUAGUAGUGAUAGUAUUAGUGUUAGUAGUAGUGAUAGUAGGUGUUAGUAGUAGUAGUAGUAGUAAGAGAAGAGGUGGAGAACAAGAACAAGAAAAAGAACAAGAACAAGGAAGUAGACAAAUAAGAAAUAACCAUCAUUUUCAGUGACAUGAUUAAUAUGAUAUUUACAAAGACGAAGUAACAGUCAAUUUGAACUUGGAAUCUCCUCUACUUUUAGAACUGGAAUCUACCAGUGACUCUAAACAUAAAGUUACUGAGAUUUCUGAAAAGAGAUUAUGGUUUCAGAAUUUACAAUCAUAAAGGUAACUUGUUCAUGCUAUACACUUUUCAUGCUGUCUUUCUUGCACCUUACAAGAAGUCCAUUACAGCUUUGCAGUGAUGUAUAAGUAGACGUAUAAGACUUUAGCUUUGAAAAGGAAAGACUAAAUUGACUUUUUUUUUAUUUUUUUUAUUUUUUUUAUAUUUUUUAUUUUUUAUUUUUUUAUUUUUUUAUUACAGCUAUUAGGUUUGAUCAUUGUAUAUUAUUUAUGAUUUUUUUGUAGUUAUCAAUGUUGUGAUGUAAUUAUUUUUUCUUCCUUUUUAUGAGAAGCCAUAUAUUUAGUGUUAAAGCCAGUCAGCAUCUUAUAAUUUAGUAGAUGUCCCAAGAGAAAAAAAGGUGCUGAUAAGCCUGGGCUGAAUGACCAGGUAAAGAUGUAUUUUAUAGUGCCACAUGAAAAAUAUUGCUACCUAUUUUUUGUUUUAAUUGUUAAAUUGACUUAAUCUUGUCAGCACAUUUCAUCCAGCCUUGUGAAUUAUUUCAUUAAAAUUUUCUUAAGAAGAUGAAAAGAAAUGCAUAAACAUGGGUUGUUUUUUUAUAGAUAAGUAGACCUUUUGUGCUUUUCUCUAGAAGUACUUUGUGUAUUGAUGAAUUAUUAUGCACUUCGUGUCUUCACUGAUAUAUAUCUUUCUAGUCUUCAGUGCUCAAGGCAGAUAAACUCUGUGUGUCUUCUGUUAUAAGUUGUUACCAUUUCAAAAAUUACAUUUCAUACCGUUGGUUUUAACGGAAAAAAGUGCCUCCAUAAUCAGCUUCUCUUUUUUAACAGGCUGCUUAAAAUGUAUUACCUCAAUGUAAGUACAAAACUAUUGAUGCUUUUUACUUCAUGACCAUUCAUUUGCAUCAGGUUUUACAUCAGUGGAAAUUAUAUGAUUUGAUAUUUCAGAAAAUAAAAGUUUAUGUAGUUCAACUGGCUGCUAACUAUCAGUGCCAUUUACCAUACUGUUGGUUAUCAAGUAGCAUUGUUUUACAUACUAUGAAUAAAAUGAAAAUUAUUGUGCA